Molecule: messenger RNA, 1759 nt
Organism: Acipenser ruthenus (sterlet)
Lineage: Eukaryota; Metazoa; Chordata; Actinopteri; Acipenseriformes; Acipenseridae
Product: tumor necrosis factor-inducible gene 6 protein-like
Exons: 6
Coding region: 278-1084 (268 amino acids)
Biological process (GO): cell adhesion; negative regulation of inflammatory response
Molecular function (GO): hyaluronic acid binding
Source: RefSeq, a predicted model, not a curated record
CCCAUGUUAGGCUCACAAUGAGAAUGAAGUGGAAUAUGCAUCUCUUAAUGAAAGCUUGUGCCAGGAGAGUCAUUUGUUCACGCCUCUGGUUUGCAGUGCUGGUGUGUAUGACUGCCCACAAUGUAUACUGAGCAUCAAUGUAUACUGAGCAUCAACUUGCUUUUUCUCAUAAAGGACGCAUGCUGUCCGUUGUACUCCCUCUGUGGGUUGUAUUACAGAAAAGGAUGAGCACUACAAGCCAGCUGGGACACAGUACGAACAAGAUAGCAAGUGUAAAAUGAUUCUGAACUCGUGCGGACAGCUCGGAUUCAAGCCUUCGCUGCUUUUUCUUGUCCGACUGGCCCGCAUAAAAUUCUGUUUUGAACAAGCUGCAGGAGUUUACCACCGAGAAUCACGCAAAGGGAGGUACCAGCUGACUUACAAAGAGGCGAAGGCUGUGUGCAAGUACGAGGGUGGGAAGCUAGCUAGCCAUGCACAGCUGGAGGCAGCUCGCAAAAUAGGCUUUCAUGUGUGUGCGGCUGGCUGGUUUGAUAAAGGAAGAGUCGGAUACCCCAUUGUGAAGUCUGGCUCCAAUUGUGGAUUCGGGAGAGUUGGCAUCAUUGACUACGGUUACCGUCUCAACAAGAGUGAGAGAUGGGAUGUCUACUGCUACAACCCUACUGCAAAGCAAUGUGGGGGAGUCCUAACGGAUCAGAGGCGGGUUAUACAGUCCCCUGGCUACCCAGACGAAUAUGAAGACAAGCAGAUCUGCUACUGGCACAUCAGGGUGCGCUAUGGCCAGCAGAUCCACCUGAGGUUCCUGGAUUUUGACGUGGAAGAUGACCCAGGCUGCCUGGCUGACUUUCUGGAAGUGUUUGACAGUUAUGACGACAUCUCAGGAUUUUCCGGAAGAUUCUGUGGAGAUGAGCUACCAGAAGACUUUAUUAGUACAGGAAAUGUCAUGACACUGAAGUUCCUGUCAGACUCAUCUGUGAGUGCCGGUGGAUUCAAGCUUGAAUACGUUGCUGUGGCCCCAGCAUCCACGAUGAGUAACACAACCAUUGCUGCAAAUGAAUCAGCUGUACUGAGCUUCGAUCAACGUUGAUAAAGUGCUUUAAAAAGUUACUGCAAUGCGUAAGCGCUGAAUAAAUAUCAUGUGUCGUUUUGAACAGCACUACUGCAAAGAAAUGUGACCUUGUAAACCAUUGUUUGUCCCUGAUGACCUGUUUUGGGGGCCUUAUGCAAUCACAUGGCCAGUAUUGUGUUUGUUAGAGCAAAAUGUACUGUUAAAUAAACACUUGGUGACUGAUGUGCAGUUUUAGCAAAGAUAGUGCUGAAGAGAGUUUGUCUAUACACCAAUCGGGUGAACAUCUGAACUGCUCAUGCCUGCUAUCUGCCUUGCGAUUGGUAAUCGUAUUGAAAGCUUGCUCAUCUUGCUCAUACUUUUCAUGCACAUUAUCACAAUACAUUAUUUCAUUAUUAUGCUUUCAAUGUAUGUUCUUAUCCUUAACCCAGCGUUGGUAAAUUUGAUAAAAAGAAGUUAUGGAUUUGAUAUUUUAUGACCAUCUGUUUCUGUUUUUACUGUUUGACGUACAUAGUUAUUCUGUAAAUGAUAUAUCAUUUUUUUUAAGGGUCAGCUUGUACAGUAGAUUUAGUAGCAUUUAAGACUUGGAUGCACAAACUAUACUGACCCCUACAGAUCAUCUUUUUUUUCAUACAACGUUUCCUCUCAGUGGGUCUUUUCCUGGUUUAAAGUAAAUAAAUAAAUAAAUAAUUCAAA